Molecule: messenger RNA, 1952 nt
Organism: Amphibalanus amphitrite
Lineage: Eukaryota; Metazoa; Arthropoda; Thecostraca; Balanomorpha; Balanidae
Product: replication factor C subunit 2-like
Exons: 8
Coding region: 447-1508 (353 amino acids)
Biological process (GO): DNA-templated DNA replication; DNA repair
Cellular component (GO): DNA replication factor C complex; nucleus
Molecular function (GO): DNA clamp loader activity; ATP hydrolysis activity; ATP binding
Source: RefSeq, a predicted model, not a curated record
GGCUGCGAGCAGCAUUAUACCUCAGGUUGUCAUGACAAUACAUUAUCAUACAUUGAUCAAAUACAUUUCUACGAAAUGAAAGGCGUUUUUAAAAUGAUCGCCCGCAAGCUAUAUUUUAAUUUAGAUCAUGAACAUAUGUAAUGAAGAAUUCUGUUGCUUCAUAAAAAGUGAAAUAUUGGCAUCAUAAAGGGAGAUGGUUAGCUAUCGAACAGGUGCACAAGGUACAUGCUGUACACGAGGGCGCGCGAAUAUUUCAAUUUGAGCUAUAUUUGGUUAUACCCGUUAUACCUUGAAUUGUGUAUGUAGGUUUUUAUUUUCAAGGUUUUUUGUACCCAUUUACUUUGCUGGUGUUUGAUUAUUUGAUGUACUGAAGCCUAAUAUUUGCAUACCUUUCUGGCUCACCCUUUUUCCCACAGCAUGCGAGACGCCUGCUGUAUGAAAACCAAAUGUUAUAUUUGCUCCGCCCCUAUAUGUUUUUAAUUUGUUUCCAGAAAAUGGUUCAAGAAUCCCAAUCAGGAUCAUCUGGAGAUGCCAAGCUUCCAGCAGGAAAUGUCCCCUGGAUAGAGAAGUAUAGGCCAGAAGAUUUCCUGGAUAUUGUUGGCAAUGAAGACACUGUGGCACGCUUGGAGGUGUUCUCUAGAAAUGGAAAUGUUCCAAACAUUAUACUGGCUGGUCCGCCCGGCGUCGGCAAGACCACCACGAUCCUGGCGCUGGCGCGGCACAUGCUCGGACCGGCGUUCCGCUCCGCUGUGCUGGAGCUGAACGCCUCCAAUGAGCGCGGCAUCGACGUCGUGCGCAACAAGAUCAAGUCGUUUGCGCAGACGCAGGUGACGCUGCCGCCCGGCCGACACAAGAUCGUCAUUUUAGACGAGGCCGACAGUAUGACGGACGGCGCUCAGCAGGCGCUGCGCCGCAUCAUGGAGCUGUACAGCAACACCACCCGCUUCGCGCUGGCCUGCAACACCAGCGAGAAGAUAAUCGAACCGAUCCAGUCGCGCUGCGCCAUGCUGCGCUUCAGUCGGCUCACGGACGCGCAGAUCGUCAACAAGCUGCUGCGCGUCUGUGAAUUGGAACAGGUCAGCUACACAGACGACGGCCUGGAAGCCAUCGUGUUCACGGCGGAGGGCGACAUGCGCCAGGCGCUCAACAACCUGCAGUCCACGUUCCGCGGCUUCGGGCACGUCAACAGCGAGAACGUCUUCAAGGUUUGUGAUGAGCCGCAUCCCAUGCUGAUCAAGGACAUGCUGUCUCACUGCGCCAAAGCAGAUAUAGACGAAGCGUACAAGAUCAUGAGUCACCUUUGGCGGCUGGGCUACGCGGCAGAGGACAUCAUCACCAACGUAUUCCGCAUUGCCAAACAGCACGAGCUACCUGAGUACCUCAAACUGGAGUUUAUCAAGGAGAUCGGUUACACCCACAUGCGCGUAGCGCAGGGCGAGACGACCCUGGUGCAGAUGUCUGCCCUGCUGGCCCGACUCUGUCGAGUGGCCCAGCGACCGGCCAACUGAGGUCAGUUCCGACCCAACGGAGGUCAGUUCCAACCCAACCGAGGCCGCCAUUCUGAGUGCAUAGUGGAGUGGAGAGUCGCCAGCCGUGGUAACUUUGCCUGCCCGUGACGCGCCGCCCGUGGCGGACUGUGUGGCGUGCACGUCGCCGCUGUUGUGAUUCAGUGCCGAGCGGAACCGGAUUUUGGCUGUUGAACGCGCUUUGGUGCGGUGGUUCCGAUUACGUAAUGUGUCGACACCUUGAGGCACUCGCCCGUGGCCAUCGAAAGCUCGCGAUUCUGCGGAACGACGAGGUGUGCAGUGACCAUGAUGCAUGCAGCGGGGUUCGGAACGGCGGCCCCUAGGAGCUGCCCGCGGGUGUCAUUAAUUUUCAUCUGUGGCUCAGUCAUCCUGUGCGUGUUGCAUUAUGCAUCGUUUUGUACGUUAGUUAUACAUAUGCAAUGAAUA